Cygnus atratus (black swan) is the source of this 3746-nucleotide messenger RNA. It is a transcript of the gene ASCL3, whose product is annotated as achaete-scute family bHLH transcription factor 3. The transcript is spliced from 4 exons. NCBI's taxonomy places the organism in Eukaryota, Metazoa, Chordata, Aves, Anseriformes, Anatidae. Gene Ontology annotation, biological process: developmental process; regulation of transcription by RNA polymerase II. The record is from RefSeq and is a predicted model, not a curated record. Gene Ontology annotation, molecular function: DNA-binding transcription factor activity, RNA polymerase II-specific; RNA polymerase II transcription regulatory region sequence-specific DNA binding; protein dimerization activity. Bases 1315 to 1845 code for a protein of 176 amino acids.
AGUUUUUAAUUCCUGGCUCAAAUUUAGCUAGGCAUGUGUAGGUAUGCUAUUGUAUUAUAACGAUUUUCAUUUCCAGUGUUGAAGGAAAUGGUAACAUGGAACACUGUUACAUAUUGCCAGGUACAGUUUUGGCUUUCUUAAUUGACAGACAUGGGAACAGAGUAGCAUAGAAAAUAGACAGUACUUGUAUAUGUAACGCAAGGGUAGAAACGUAGUUGCCUCAUAACAACAUUUGUAUUGACUACAGCAGAUUCACUAAGGGAAUUUCCCAAAAUUACAGGUAUAAUGAAGAUUAAAUUUGAGGGUAUUAAGCUAACUGUGUGUUCUCACCUCUAAUCUGGAGACAAAUCCAUCACAAAUUUCUUCUAAAUAAGUGUUCAUUUUCUGUACUUAAAGUGGAAGCUAUGAAAAUGCGUGUUUAUGCAUUGGCAUUCUAGCUAAAAUGUAAUACUUGUACCAAGUAUCAAAAACUUACGUUGUGAUGUUAACAUGAGGUAAUAUCCGCUUGAAAGAGCUGUAGGCAAAGGUGCUGUGAAACAUCUUUGGGCUUUCUGACUCCUGGCUUUUGCCUAGAGAGUAAUAACAAAGGCCAGUGCAGCGCAUUGCUCUUCCCUUUUAACCCCCAAGAGGGUAUCUGAGCAGUUUCUUUGCCCCAGAGAGCAUAAAAAUGUGGGAGUAAGGGCUAAUACUUGGGCUUAAUGUUGAAGCCUUGAGAUAGAAAAGCAGAAGUGUACUUAAAAGUACUUGAAAUAAGCAGAUCUUGUGAGAUGACCAUAAAAUGUAACAUUAGUUUAAUCCAUACUCUUACUGACAUUUCUGUGUUCAUUGUAAUGCUAAGUAUUUACCUAAAUUCUAGCUGAUUGUUAUAAUUAGACAGUAAUGUGUGAUAUUCCAAUAAAUGAAAAUACUACUUUAGUAAACUGCAACAGUAUGCAUAUAGGAAGUAAACAAAGUACAUUCCUGUUUUUCAAGUGAUCCUGUUUUGUUCAAUACAGUUUCAAAAUUCCUGGUCCCUAAUGCCAAGUCUUGUUGUCAUCAUAGCUAUGGUGUGGGUGGAAAAGACAAACCAGAAAUGAGCAGAUCUAACUGUAAGCUAUUUUGCGUAUUGUCAAUUGGCUAUAAAUUGCAGGAGUCAUUGACUCAGCGGAACAAGCUUCAUAAUUCAGGUAUUUUCAGGUGUUAUUCAUCAGUCUUAAAAUUAGCACAUCUUGUUUCCUUGGAUUUUACUUUCAUCUGAAGAUUGGAUGAAGAGAAUCCAAAUAAUGUUCCAGAACUGUUGUCUGAGCAUUGGAAGCUUUGCAAGGUUUUUGUUAAAUGCAGAACCUGAUGGAUGGCAAAAGCUACUGUAACGUCAUGGACAAGUUGUCCAUCUGUACUGACACUCAGUGCGUACGGCUCACUAGGCCUUUCUGUGCAGACCCAUUGGUCACAUUUCAUGUGUACCCAGAAACACCAAACCAGGUCACUUGCUCUGAAGAUGUGUCAUUCUUUCCUUUCAUGUCUGAGCAUCUCAUCACAGAGAACUUCUACAGUGAGCCCUGCGGCUUUUCCUACCAAGUGCCCCAUUCCAGUUACAACAGAAGUGAGUACUCCUGUGGGCCAGCAUUCAUCAGAAAAAGGAAUGAGAGGGAAAGACAGAGGGUUAAAUGUGUCAAUGAAGGUUAUGCUAAACUGAGGCAUCACCUACCUAAGGAAUACAUAGAGAAACGGCUUAGCAAAGUAGAGACACUCCGUGCUGCAAUAAAAUACAUUAGGUAUCUGCAGUCUGUUCUGUACAGUGAUUCUGUGGCGGCAGAAAAGAAUGUCGUCGAGCCAAGUCAAGCACCUGAAACAAUUAACAAAUAAAACCAGUGUUUGAAGACUAUCUAAACUGUUCCUAACCAAGCAAAGGAUACCCUGUCUUGGAACCUGAUAGCUACUACUAUAAUUGUUAAUAAAAUGAACAUUCCUGGAGCAUGUAGGAGGAGAUCAUAAUACACAUCAGUAUCAACCCACAGAAAGGAGUUUCAAUUUCGUAGAUAUUAACUGCACUCGGAGUUGAAAAAUCUCAUCUGAAUGGCCUAAGGUAAUUCAUGGAAAUUGGCAAUCACAUCUAAAUUGUUACCAAUCCAAAAAUAUACAUGUGAAGUAACAGUAUGUAUUGUCACAGAGUGCCUGCUUUAAAAUAAAAUAAAAUCUUUCCACUGAUGAGACUGAGAUUCCUUCAAUUUUCUGUAAUGUUACUGGUUUGCUCUCUCAUGCGCCUUGAAAGAAUUUUGCUCUAAUUGCCAGUGUUUCUGUUACAAAGCAAGGAGGUCUUUUUAAAGGUUCCCAGGAAUGUUGUUAGAAGCCAUAAGAAAGGAUAACUUACUUUAAAAGAAUAACUUAGUCUUUCCCUGUCCCCCAGUCUCUUUCUCUGUAUUAUUUGGUGGUUUCAACUAAUUGGUCUAGAACAGAUUUAUGUGAAGAUGGUGAUUAUCUUGUAAUUAGCAAAGCGUUGUUAACAUUUGCUGUACGUCAGGGAGUUGUAUUGAUACUAACAAUUCAGCUGGCACCAUGAGAGCAGUUCAUCUUUGGGUUCAGCAGAACAUAGAGAAAAUGGUUACAGACUUUGUAAGUGCUGUUAGUAUCCUUGUCCUUAAUUGCAGUCAUCUCCUCUGUUCUCAUGUUUUAAUAGCAGUGAAUUGAAAAAUGCCUACUAAAUGCAAUUAAUUAUGUUUCUGUGGAGCAUGGUGGGAAAUACUGACACAAGGUGUUAAUGUUUCUUAAGGAGAAAAUAAAGGUUAGGGAUCACAGUAGAGACUAGCAGGAAGAUUUCUGCAUUAUACUUUGGCAUUUUUUGAUAUCUGCUUUGCAGGAAAGGGGGAGAAUUCACUUCACUAAUUCUUCCCCUUAACUGUGAAAAGGAAAAGUUUGUAAAGUGAUUUGAUCUCAUUUUGUCUCAGUUUCAGCCCUUCUGUCCUCAUUUCAAACCAGUAUAUUUGUCAUAUCCUGUGGUGGUUUCUCUGAAUCUGAGCUGUAGCUUUGUAUGAUGUGAUUUUUUUGCCAUAUAAUAGUACACAAAAGGACUGGAGGACGCUUUGCCCUUUUAUAAUCCCUUCUCUGCCCCUGCAGUCUUUCAUCGCAGUAUCUAGAUCAGCAGAACUGUGUUUAGGAGUACAAAGUUGAGCAAGUAAGUGGCAGACAAAUGGUUAGCUCUGUAGUUGGGUUGCAGCUGUUUUUAGCUGGUCAGGUCAGCACGUCAGUUCCUGGUGGUAACGAUGCUGGCAACCUUCUUAGCAACUGGAAAAUGCUGGCAGCAAAUGCUUCUUGCAUCAACCAGGGAAAAGGGCAAGGUUUGUGCAUCGGGACUAAAUUCAAAUUGACACGAUUGUGUUAUCAGUAGCUGGUAAGUUUGAAACACUACCGGGUUCAAGUUCCUGGAACUGUCCAGGAAAUCUCAUAGAACACAACACAAUUGCCUUUGUCAGAGCCCAGUUUUGUACAUAAACUGGGGACCUGGUUCUCCUCAGCAGUGACAGCUCUGAGAAGCGUUACAAUGGGCUUUAAUAUAGAACUGGUAUUUGUGUUUCUUUGAAAAAUAUUACUGACUCCAGUUGGCUUUGUCUUAUAAUAGGGAAGUUUGUGUAGUUGUGAAAUAUGAGUAUAAUGUGUUGAUUUGCUCUUCCAGAGACACGUUUUGCAGCAGUUAAUUUACUUUGUGCGGGUUUUGAAAUGAUACAUAAUAAGAGUUUGUAGAAACUCACAAAACGCAUUCUCUGUUCGUA